Heterocephalus glaber (naked mole-rat) is the source of this 1312-nucleotide messenger RNA. It is a transcript of the gene Tgfb1, whose product is annotated as transforming growth factor beta 1. Gene Ontology annotation, biological process: regulation of cell population proliferation; transforming growth factor beta receptor signaling pathway. Gene Ontology annotation, molecular function: cytokine activity; growth factor activity; transforming growth factor beta receptor binding. Gene Ontology annotation, cellular component: extracellular region. The record is from RefSeq and is a predicted model, not a curated record. NCBI's taxonomy places the organism in Eukaryota, Metazoa, Chordata, Mammalia, Rodentia, Bathyergidae.
CCGGGGGUCGCCGUCUCCCCCAUGCCGCCCUUCCGGCUGCGGCUGCUGCCGCUUCUGCUACCGCUACUGUGGCUACUGGUGCUGACGCCUGGCCGGCCAGCUGCGGGUCUGUCCACCUGCAAGACCAUCGAUAUGGAGCUGGUGAAGCGGAAGCGCAUCGAGGCCAUCCGCGGCCAGAUCCUGUCCAAAUUACGGCUCGCCAGCCCCCCCAGCCAGGGGGAGGUACCGCCCGGCCCGCUGCCCGAGGCCGUGCUCGCCCUGUACAACAGCACCCGCGACCGGGUGGCCGGGGAGAGCGCCGAGUCGGAACCCGAGCCCGAGCCGGACUACUAUGCCAAGGAGGUCACCCGCGUGCUAAUGGUGGAGAACAACCACAAUAUCUAUAAAAGCAUCGAGACUGUUGCACACAGUGUAUAUAUGUUCUUCAACACAUCAGAGAUCCGGGAAGCUGUGCCUGACCCUCUGUUGUUGUCGCGGGCAGAGCUGCGUAUGCAGAGACUCAAGUUAAGUGUGGAGCAACACGUGGAACUGUACCAAAAAUACAGCAACAAUUCCUGGCGCUACCUCAGCAACCGGCUCCUGACCCCCAGUGAUACACCGGAGUGGCUGUCCUUUGAUGUCACUGGAGUUGUUCGGCAGUGGCUGAUCCAAAGAGAGGAAUUACAGGGCUUUCGCUUCAGUGCUCACUGCUCCUGUGACAGCAAAGAUAACACACUCCGAGUGGACAUCAACGGGAUCGGUCCUAAACGCCGGGGUGACCUGGGGGCCAUUCAUGGAAUGAACCGCCCCUUCCUGCUCCUCAUGGCCACCCCACUGGAGAGGGCCCAGCACCUGCACAGCUCCCGACACCGCCGAGCCCUGGACACAAACUACUGCUUCAGCUCCACGGAGAAGAACUGCUGUGUUCGGCAGCUCUACAUUGACUUCCGCAAGGACCUGGGAUGGAAGUGGAUCCACGAGCCCAAGGGCUACCACGCCAACUUCUGCCUAGGGCCCUGUCCCUACAUUUGGAGCCUGGACACACAGUACAGCAAGGUCCUGGCCCUGUACAACCAGCACAACCCGGGGGCGUCGGCGGCGCCCUGCUGCGUGCCGCAGGCACUGGAGCCGCUGCCCAUCGUGUACUACGUGGGCCGCAAAGCCAAGGUGGAGCAGCUGUCCAACAUGAUCGUGCGCUCCUGCAAAUGCAGCUGAGGCCCCGCCCACUCCCGCCCCGCCCCGGCAGGUCCGGCCCCGCCCCUGCCCAGGGGCUGUAUUUAAGGACACCUGUGCCCCAAGCUCACCUGGGGGGCUAAUUAAAGGUGAAAGAGUA